Molecule: messenger RNA, 389 nt
Organism: Paramecium octaurelia
Lineage: Eukaryota; Ciliophora; Oligohymenophorea; Peniculida; Parameciidae
Source: the annotation of a GenBank genome assembly
AUGAGAAUGGAAAAUUUAUUAACUGAAAAAUCUGGACACCAUCAAUUAUUGAUGAGUUCUCUCAAGGAAUUGCUAACGUUUCAGGGUUAGAGCUCGAGACUCACAAUAUAAAUAAGGAUUUUGGAGAAUCUUGAAUUUGAAUUGAUUUUAAUUUAUACCAAAAGAAAUAAGAAUAUAAUAUAUAUAAAGUACAAAUUCUUAUUUAAUUAGUUAGUUUCAAGCAAUGUUGUGAUUAAUGUAAUACUUUAAUUGGUCUUAGUGAGAGAGAGAAAUCCUAGAAUUAUAUUUAUGAUAUUCUAAUUAAUUAUUUCUGUGGUUUCAAAUAAUUCAACUGGAUGUCUCCUUUGGAUGAAGGAAGGAGUAUCUUGCAUAUCCUAUUUGUUUGUUGA